Molecule: messenger RNA, 898 nt
Organism: Porites evermanni
Lineage: Eukaryota; Metazoa; Cnidaria; Anthozoa; Scleractinia; Poritidae
Source: the annotation of a GenBank genome assembly
AUGAAUAUUUUGAAGGCGUUUUUCUUCACUUUCAUUUCGACAAUCUUAUAUUUAGGGCCCACAGAAAUCUCCACUCAGGAUGUAAACAAUUCAUCCAUAUUAGUUUGUAGCGGUGCGGACAACUGUGAAACAUGCGUACGAGACACUGCCUGCUUUUGGUGUGAGACAAAGCUGCUGUGCAAGGUUUACAGCGCUGGAAACGAAGAAGCACAGAAUAAACAAUGCGGAGAGUGGAAAUGGAAGAGCUGUAACGAGGUGAUAGAGGCACCCACAGCAGUUAUCAUCAGUGCGGCUACGGUUUCAGCCGGUUUGAUUUUUGGUAAGUACUCAGUUGAGGUUAAUCUCUUAUGCAACAUACUGGUGCAACUUACAUGUAAAUACGAUGAGUUAAAACUUUUGAUCUCAUUAGCUCGGCAUGCGCAAUUUCCGUUUAUUCUCCUCAAGGUUGAAGUAAGGGUCAGACUGCUCAAAAUAAUAAGUCACUAUUUAGUGAUUUCACCGUAGAGUUGUGGCAAUAUGUUUAUAUAGUUCUCAAGGUUUGAUAAACUGUAUGCUGAAUUCUACAACGUUCCCCGAUAAAGUGUUACCGCUACAUGCCGGCCCACUGAACCAAAGACCGACGUUACAACCCUUCAUUGAGCUGAAAACUGUCUUAUUUCUUACUUCUUCUACAGUUUUCUUGGUGUUCAUCUGUAUUAAAAGAGAUAUAUGGAACAGUUUGAAGAACUCACAGUUUUGUGACAGAUGGGACAGGUCUGAUAGAGAGGGGCUGUUUGAACAAGAAGAACGAUUAAAAAGGAAAAGAAAACAUAGAAAAUCACAGAGCAGCAAAGCGCAAAAAUUCGCUGAAAAGUAUCAACUUAAUGAUUCCGAGAUCCUUUUGUACCAAUCACCGUAA